Molecule: messenger RNA, 2472 nt
Organism: Histoplasma mississippiense
Lineage: Eukaryota; Fungi; Ascomycota; Eurotiomycetes; Onygenales; Ajellomycetaceae
Exons: 5
Coding region: 1-2472 (823 amino acids)
Biological process (GO): positive regulation of ribosomal protein gene transcription by RNA polymerase II
Molecular function (GO): RNA polymerase II cis-regulatory region sequence-specific DNA binding; DNA-binding transcription factor activity, RNA polymerase II-specific
Source: RefSeq, a predicted model, not a curated record
AUGACAUCUCUAGCUGAAUGUACAGAGGUGGAGCAGCAGCUUCAGAUCAGCAAAGACCUCUUUUCGUACGGGGAAAAGGCCCUGGCCCUGGCCCUGCAGAAUCGACCAAAGAAUACCAAUAAGCAGUAUCUCCCCAAGCAGAGAGAAUGGCGGGACUUCUGCAAGGAGACUGGAUUUGAAGAUGGGGAGAUGGUGACAGAGAGAAAGCUGGUCUGGUUUCUGGAGGAGAAGGUGCUUUGUCGUCCACUGCAGGGCUCUGUUUAUAAGAGCAAGAGAGCUCGUACGGACAGGGAUGGCAACACUGUGCUGCAGACUGUGGGUAAGAGCACAGUCAAGCUAUAUGUGGCAGCCGUGGUGGAUCUGUACAGAUUUCAGAAGAGCAGAGGAAUCAACUCCUCUGAUCAUCCACGUGGACAGCUGGUCAGUGCAGUUCUUCGUACGCAUGAAACCAAGGAGUCUGUACGAAAGCGGGCACAGUAUGUGGAUCGGGGGGCCAAUACUCUGCAGGAUGGAUACAAUGAGAAGCUGAUGAUUCAUCUGAUGAAGUUCUGCUGGACUGGCUGGUAUAAAAAUGAUCAAACAUCUGUGAUAAGCCAUCUUCGUACAGGGCUGAACUUCCUCAUGAAUCACAACAUGCUUCUGCGGGGGGAGACAUCCCGUACGGCACAGCUGCCUGACCUUUUCACCCUUCAGCUUUCAAAUGAGGGGCCCACUCCAUGCUGGCCUAUGAUUCUCAUCACAGAUAAUGGCAAGACCAACCAGCUGGGGCGGCUGGAGUAUGCUGCUGUGAUGAGACAUAAGAAUCCUCUACUCUGUACAAUAUCUCAUCUGGCAUUCUAUCUGUUCUACCGCUGGAAUAUUGUACGGGAAAGUCUUCCAGACUUUCGAAGACGCUCUCUCUGUUCGUACGAGCAAUGGCAGGGUUUGAACCACAGACUCAGGGCAACUACUUUCUUCCUCGAGCCACCAUCCCCCCCCCGAAAGCAGCUGGAGGCUGCCAUCUGGCCAUGGGUGGAUGUCUGGCUAGAUAGAUUUGAUUCGUACGAGAGAUUGAGCCAGAAACAGAGACAGACACAGAGGAGGGAAAGAGAAGCAGCAGAAAUGGAAGAAGUGAAGGAGACAGAGCAAGAAUUGCCAGAGGAUGAACAAGACUUAGCAGCUCAGGGAUUUCUGCGGCUGCUGAAGCAGCUUCGUACAGUGAUUCUUCAGGACUCUGUGCUUCUGCAGAGGCAGUUCCCUGACCACCCUCUAUGGUCAGAUGCUCUCUUCGUACGAGAGGAUUAUCAGAAGUAUACUCUUCAGAUUGUUCAGGCUCUUGAGACAGCUGUGGAGCCUCAGGAGAUUCAGAUUCAGCGAGUAGUACCUGUCAUUGCUGAUCAGCUGAAAAAUGUGCGACAGGAGAUGAUUCAGUCCAUUGAUAAGUGGGGUUAUGAGAAUCAACAGCUGCAGCAAAAGAUGGCUCAGCAGCUUGCUGAUCUAGUUGAUGGUCAAAUCACCUUCUCCAUACGGGCAGUUCCUCAGAGCUCUGCUGCUCAGAAUUCAGUGAUGAAUCUGGCUGCCAUUCCCUCUGCUUCCUCUCUGCCCUCCUCUUCUUCUACUCUUUCCAGAGACAUCGUACAGAGGUCAGUGGAGUCAGAGAUGGAGAUGAGACAAUCAUCAUCUAACAAUGCUGAAUCUGUGGAUCUGACAGCCACACUUCUCACCUCUUCCCGGACAGGAAAUGGCUAUUCUCUUUCCCGUACGAUACAGUCAGUGCCUGAUCUGUGGCGGGAGUGGACCACUGGUCUGAGGGGUGGUCCAUCAGUGCAGAGCCUGGAGGAUCAGGGAGGCAGCUGGCGCAAGGGCUCCUCCAAGGAGCAGAUGAUGUUCUGCCGGCGAAAGAUCAUCAUCAAUGAGAUUCGUACGCGUGUGUCCUCUGGUAUGGCUAUUGAUGAUGACGACAAAAGCAGUGAAUUGCAUCUGCUUCUUUGCACCCACUCAUCUCUCUAUAAUAAUAUCCUCUUCUCCUCUCUCUCCUCUUCUUCUUUUCUUCUUUCAACACACCAUCAUAUCAACCAUUCCACAAUCCAGGGCAGUCCUGGCUCUCCCAGGGCAAGAUGUACCCUUUGUACGAGGCAGCAUGACAGAGCUGCAGGUUCGAAGCCACCGGCCAUCGUACAUCAAUGCCAUUCUCAUUCAAUCUCGCGGCCGGACGGAGCCACAUGCAUGCCUUGCCUGCCGGAGUGCUCAUCCAGGUCUUCGGCAGAAUGCCGUCGCCUGCCUGGCCACUUUGGUGGAGCUUGUGGCAACUGCAAAUGGCGUGAUCAUGCCAUUCGCUGCUCCGAACGAGAUGGGGAAGGGGUGGAGGUGAUAGAGAUUGUGGAUGAUGAUGAUGAUGAGGAGGAUGGCCCUCAACGGCGGAUGAGGGGUCCCUCUGGACAGCAGCUGCUCACAGCUGGUUCAACACCUGCUGCUCCUAUAAUCCUUGAUUAG